UGGAGGGAGGGGGAGACAGAGAGGGAUGUUAGUGGACUGGGGUUUCCUCAGGUGUUUGGCUCCAGUCAUGGCCGGGAACUCAGAGAAAGUACCGAUCGCCUCGGCGGGACCAGAGGACCUGCAACAGUUCAUGCCUCCGGCCUACUCCGCUGUGGCCGUGAAGCCCGCCACCACCGGCCGUCUUCUGAAGGCCGGGAUCGCGGUGCUCAUCGCAGGGGCUGUCCUGCUGUUACUGGGUGCAGUCGGAGCUUUCUACUUCUGGAACAACAAUGAAAAACACGUCUACAAUGUCCACUACAGCAUGAGCAUCAAUGGCAAAGUGGAGGAGGGUACGAUGGAGAUCGACACAGCCAAUAACAUGGAGAGAUUCAGCACCGGCAGCGGGGCGGACGAGGCCGUGGAGGUCCAUGACUUUGAGAUUGGGAUCACAGGGAUCCGGUUUUCAGGAGGAGAGAAGUGCUACAUCAAGGCCGAAGUGAAGGCUCGUCUGCCUGAUGUGGAGGCUCUCAACAAGGACUCGAUGACAUUCGACCUGGAGGACGAGGUGAUGCCGGCCAAAUUUGAGGAUCGUCUGAUAUGGGUGGCUGCUGGCAACCCUCUCUCUGACUCUGCCUUCCUCAGCAACAAGAUAAAGGACUUGUGCGGAGACCUGCCAAUCUUCUGGCUCCGUCCCACCUACUCACCCAGCGGUCAGAGGAAGAGGAGGGCCGCCCCCCGCCAGCGUCGGCAGGCAACCGGGGCCGGCGAGGAGGAAGAGGACGUUGAGGCAGAGUUCAACCCGGAGAACCCCUAUCAGAGAGGUCUCCAGGGCGAGGAGGAGGGCAACAUGAAUAUCGACCCCAUGCUGGACCACCAGGGCGUGUGCUGCCACGAGUGCCGUCGCAGCUACACCCACUGCCAGAGGAUCUGCGAGCCGCUGGGAGGGUAUCACCCAUGGCCGUACCACUACCAAGGCUGCAGGGUGGCUUGCAGAGUUAUUAUGCCUUGCAACUGGUGGGUGGCACGCAUUUUGGGUCUGGUGUAAACAACACCCUGCUCUCACCUGUGAGAUGGUAGAGUCAAGGGGAGGGGAGAAACUAGGGAGGGGUGGGGGUGGGUGGGGUUGAAAGGGAGCGGGGAGGUGAGGGGAAUAAUUUUAGGUGGCUUCUUGUUGUCAUCUACUGUAGGUACCUGUUAGUGUGAGUGGCAUCACUCACCGUGUCCACACAUUAUAAAUGCAUGCUACAGAAUCUAGGACAGACAUGAUCUGACACGUAAAGGUACUCUGCACAGCUUGUCUUAUUAAAAAAACAUCACCUGCUAUCGAUUUAGAUCCUUCCGGACUACAGCAUGCUGUCAGGAGAACAGAGGUUAUGAUAUGAAACAUCACUCAGACCUGUUUUAAGUUAAAUGCAUUGAUUUUUGAAUACGUCUAACAGCUCCAUUUAUCCAUAGAAGACGCAGGUGAGCUUGUAUUUAUAGAGCUGGUAAUCAUCCCUCUGCUUUCACUCUUUGCUUUUUGAUGUAAAUAAAUGUACAGGGUGCAAAGUAUUUCAAUAGCACUCUGUGGGCUUCAAUAGCAGCUAUUGUUUUAAGACUUUUCAUCACUGUAGUGUGAACUCUUUUUGACUCCUGUGUGUUCAACGCUUUCCCUUUCCCGGUUUGUCCUCAUGAGUAGCUCUCAUUAAAACAAUGUACCGUACGUGUUCUCUCUCAAACUUUCGUCUGCAUUGAAGAAGCUAUCUCAAAGUGCAAUAUCUCUGAAUAAACUUUUUUAAGUAAA
Larimichthys crocea (large yellow croaker) is the source of this 1762-nucleotide messenger RNA. RefSeq names its product chondromodulin. Gene Ontology annotation, biological process: negative regulation of endothelial cell proliferation; negative regulation of angiogenesis. NCBI's taxonomy places the organism in Eukaryota, Metazoa, Chordata, Actinopteri, Sciaenidae. The record is from RefSeq and is a predicted model, not a curated record. The coding region runs from base 26 to 1024 and encodes 332 amino acids. The transcript has 7 exons.